AUGGAGUUCAUAGGUGAUUUCCAUAAAACUGGGAAGAUCAGAAAAGGGAUCAAUUGCUCCUUCAUAGUGCUAGUUGCAAAAAACCAAUGCUCGAAAACUCUCAAUGACUUUAGACCCAUCUCCCUUAGUGGCUGCUUAUACAAGAUUCUUGCUAAGACCCUUGCCAGUAGAUUAAAGCAGGUUUUGGUUUCUAUUAUACAUAAUACUCAAUUUGCCUUUGUGAAAGGAUUCGAGAAGAAGUGGAUGGAGAGGAUAUGGUGUUGCAUCUUGACAACUUCUGUAUCAUUCCUCAUAAAUGGUUCUCCCUCCAACCCAAUCAUGUUACAGAGGUGGUUUUCGGCAGGGCGAUCCCCUAUCUCCAUUCCUGUUCAUUAUCGUAGUACAGGGACUGAAUAUGCUACUUGGUAA
Messenger RNA from Durio zibethinus, 408 nucleotides. The record is from RefSeq and is a predicted model, not a curated record. NCBI's taxonomy places the organism in Eukaryota, Viridiplantae, Streptophyta, Magnoliopsida, Malvales, Malvaceae.